Molecule: messenger RNA, 2380 nt
Organism: Zea mays
Lineage: Eukaryota; Viridiplantae; Streptophyta; Magnoliopsida; Poales; Poaceae
Exons: 10
Coding region: 1038-2003 (321 amino acids)
Source: RefSeq, a predicted model, not a curated record
GCCGGAGGAGGUGGUAGAUGCAGGCAGAUUUGGGUCUAUCAGGUUCUUCCAUUUUUUGUAAAUUCAUCGGUGGAAGGCAACUGAUUUUACUUCGACAAACUAAGGCCCUGUUCCAAUCUCGCGAGAUAAACUUUAGCAGCUAUUUUUUAGCUACUUUUAGCCAUUUAUAAUCUAAACAUGAGAGCUAAUGGUGAUAAUUGAAACUAAACUUUAGCACUUCAAUUCAUAUAGCUAAAGUUUAGCAGGAAGCUAAAGUUUAGCUCAUGAGAUUGAAACGGGGCCUAAUAUGAUACAGAUGUUUCUUUUUUACAUGCCGAAGCUUACCCGACAUUCGCAUGCAACUUUUUUUUUCUUGGUUCAAAAUCGAAAUAGCAUUGCUAAUGUUAAUCCAGCGGUUCAUUUCUCCGUGCUGUGCCUGUUAAUUAACGUAUCAGUUAGUUAACGUAUAUUCUGAUGUUCAGGAUAAUAUUUAUAUAAAUAAAAAAUAUAGCAAAAAUAAAAUGAUGUUCCUAUAAAAUAAAAUUUCUGGGUUACGUAAGGUUAGGGACGACAGCAGGCCCGGGUUAGGUCUGCUAAAUAAUAAGACUUCAGCUCGUGCUGAUGAGGCAAAGAACAUGGUUAACUGAAAUGCAGAUGAAACACUACAUAUAUAAUAAAGCCAGGUCGGUGGCAAAGGAUUUUAAACAGCGAUAUGAUAUAGAUUAUAAAAAUUACAAUGUAUUUUUUAUUACAUUCUAGAGGAGAGGAGGAAGUCUAUCUUAGUAACCACCGGAGUAUGAGAGCACUUCAUAGCCCAAUCAUGUGCAAGCUGUCAAAGCUGUUUAUGGUGAGCCAGAAAAUAAAAAAUAACGUCUGGGAUGGGCCAGAAAACAAAACUGGAUUGGAUCGAGGCCCGGCGGAAGGGAAGAAGAUAUUUUGCGGUUUUGUGAGUUGUGAUGGCUUCAGGCAGUUUGGUAGAUUGUGGCGAUAGAAGGACGGCCAGUUUAGCCUAGCCACGCUCGCUCUACCUCCUCAAUCCUGAUUAGCUUCAAACCGCCAUGGCCAUGGGGCUCCCCGGCCUCCGCUGCCACCGCCUCCUCGCUCGCGGGUCACUCCCUCCACUCGGUCCCGCCCUCUAUCGCAGGCCCCUGGAGCGAACCUCGGCUCUCCGCUACUCCUCCCUCCAAGCUCAAGCUGGGGACAGUAUUGGGGAGGAGGCCCUGCGCAUGUUCCUUGAGGACAGGCAACUGCACGGCGAUUUCGUCACCAAGGUCUCUGACAUGGUCUGGAGGAGGAAUGGCGCCAAUGUUGGUGCGGCUGAGGCGACCACGGGCCAAGGGAGUGCAAUAGAUGUUGCUCAGCCUGAAGACGUGCGGGAAGAUGCUGUGGACGAGGGAAUGUUGAGACUAGCGGCGAUUACUAGUGAUUGGGUGUCCGGUGACAGCAGCCCUCCUUUAAGCAAGAGGCUUUCUGCCGAGGAAAGGCAGAACGAGAGCAACAAAAGGAAGGAGCUGAAUCUUUUGAAAUAUGAAGCACUCAAGGAUGAAUUGCUGCUCUUGACCGCAGGAACUGGAGCAGCAUGUAGUUUAUAUUGUCUCCUGGUUUUCUCUCUGGAGACUGCUGUCAGUUAUGCUUUGGGGGUUGGUUUCAGUUGCUUGUAUCUUCAACUUCUGUAUCAACAUGCUGAUAACCUAUCAAAGGAAGAUAUUCCAGAAGUUUUUCUAAAGAAGAAAGUGAAGAAAAUUGGCAUUACAAGUGAAGAUUUGAAGAAUACAAUAGAGAAGACAUUGGGUGGUGCAGGACUAGCUCUUUCAUCUCCAAGGCUUAUAAUUCCUGCCGUGAUUUAUGGAUUGUCAGCUUUAUCACAUCACUUCCAAAAUAGCUUUUUCAGUUUUGAGGUUCUUCCAGGGAUGAUGGGUUUCCUCGCGUACAAGGCUGCAGCUUUGGUUCAAGUCUACAGAGACAACGAGGACCUCCGCUUGAUACUUCCUGAUGAAGAGGCCGCUGACAGUGACAGCACUUGAUUUAUACGAAUUAGAGAUUAUGUUAACCUAGUGGUUGUUGACAAAUACAAAACAGAUCUGUUCACCACCGAGUCAAGCUUCACUUUUGAACUUUUUUUUGUCUUUAGGAGAUCCUGAAAUUCGUUUGCUUAUCUUCUUGGAAGGGGGGAAACAGGAAGAGUUGAAUGAAAAAUCAUUAUAUGUUAGAGACAGCUGAAAGCUCAAAGGAACACACAUUUUUUUUGUCCUUGGGUAACUAUACAAAACUGUUGCAAGUGCAGUUGGAAGCAAGAAUGCGCAACAGUACCAUUGUAGUACAAUGGUUUGCAACAGUAGCCAAUCCAUUCUACAAGUUGGAGAUUUGCAUAGAAGAGUCGUUCUUACAAAUUACAGGAUGC